This is a messenger RNA of Ustilago hordei, 228 nucleotides long. RefSeq lists its product as uncharacterized. The record is from RefSeq and is a predicted model, not a curated record. Bases 1 to 228 code for a protein of 75 amino acids. The transcript has 4 exons. Lineage: Eukaryota; Fungi; Basidiomycota; Ustilaginomycetes; Ustilaginales; Ustilaginaceae.
AUGUCCAACUCGAAGCAGAACAACAAAGGCGAGGAGCAGUCCUUCACCAUCCAGCCUCACCCAGCCACUACCAACGACCCUAACACCGACCCUGCUCUCAACUCGGGACUCAACGAAGGCGUCUUCGGAGGAGGAAAGCCCGGCCCUGUUGUCGUCAACACCGAGCAGCUUGGUCAAUCUCUCAGCCGCGAAGAGCUUGCCAAGCGCUCUGCUGAGCUCAACAAGUAA